AUGGCAAGUCUGAACAACAUCACAAUGCGCAACACAAUAUACACCUUGCUACACUCGACCAGAACUCAAAGACAGAAGUCUACUAUGACCUCAAAGACAGACGUUUACCAUAGCAAGUCUGAACAUCAUCACCAUGUGCAACUUAAUAUACACAUUGCUACACUCGACCAGAACUCAAAGACAGAAGUUUACCAUGGCAAGUCUGAACAACACCACAAUGUGCAGCACGAUAUACACCUUGCUACAUUCGACCAGAAUUCAACGAAAGUGGUUUAUCUGGGCAAGUCUGAACAACAUCACAAUGUGCAACACAAUAUACACCUUGCUACAUUUGACCAGAAGCCAAAAAAAGUGAUUUAUCUGGGCAAGUCUGAACAACAUCACAUUGUGCCUUACAAUAUACACCUUGCUACACUCGACCAGACCUCAAAGACAGAAGUAAACCAUGGCAAGUCUGAACAACAUCACAAUGUGCAAUACAAUAUACACCUUGCUAUAUUCGAACAAACCUCAAAGACAGACAUUUACCAUGGCAAGUCUGAACAUCAUCACAAUGUGCAACUUAAUAUACACAUUGCCACAAUCGACCAGAACUCAAAGACAGAAGUUUACCAUGGCAAGUCUGAACAACACCACAAUGUGCAACACGAUAUACACCUUGCUACACUCGACCAGAACUCAAAGAAAGUGGUUUAUCUGGGCAAAUCUGAACAACAUCACAAUGUGCAACACAAUAUACACCUUGCUACAUUCGACCAGAACUCAAAAAAAGUGGUUUAUCUGGGCAAGUUUGAACAAAAUCACAUUGUGCCACACAAUAUACACCUUGCUACACUCGACCAGACCUCAAAGACAGAAGUUUACCACGGCAAGUCUGAACAUCAUCACAAUGUGCAACUUAAUAUACACAUUGCUACAAUCGACCAGAACUCAAAGACAGAAGUUUACCAUGGCAAAUCUGAACAACACCACAAUGUGCAACACGAUAUACACCUUGCUACACUCGACCAGAACUCAAAGAAAGUAGUUUAUCUGGGCAAGUCUGAACAAUAUCACAAUGUGCAACACAAUAUACACCUUGCUACAUUCGACCAGAACUCAAAAAAAGUUGUUUAUCUGGGCAAGUCUGAACAACAUCACAUUGUGCCACACAAUAUACACCUUGCUUCACUCGACCAGACCUCAAAGACAGAAGUUUACCAUGGCAAGUCUGAACAACAUCACAAUGUGCAACACUUUGCUACACUAGACCAGAACUAA
Messenger RNA from Mercenaria mercenaria, 1260 nucleotides. RefSeq names its product histidine-rich glycoprotein-like. Bases 1 to 1260 code for a protein of 419 amino acids. Lineage: Eukaryota; Metazoa; Mollusca; Bivalvia; Venerida; Veneridae. The transcript is spliced from 2 exons. The record is from RefSeq and is a predicted model, not a curated record.